CCCUUAUUUGCUUGUGUAAAGUACACACCAGACACUUGGGUGUGGCUCGGGUGCAAGCAUAUUUGCUGUCAUUGAAUAGCGGAGGGGGUUUUGGAUGACUGACUGACUGACUGACAGUCUGUUUGAAGGGUGUUGUCCUCACCAUUUAAAAAAAGAAGAAAAGGAAAAACUCCUCCCCCUCCUCUUUUCCUCCUUUUUUCCAACUUUGGAACUUGAGAGCACCUUCAGGUCGACUAAAGAGCCAAGAUGUCGGAAUCCGCAGAAGCCGUGGCCGCCGACGUGAAGAGCAGGAGGAGCGUCACCAUUGAGAUCACAAAUAUGACCAACAAUUACUGCCUCAUCAACCCCAAGGUACACCUGGAGAAUGGCGAGGUCUACAACCCACCUCAACCCACGGUGCGUCCCCAAAAGACAGAGGUGUGCACCUUCACCAAAUCUAGCGGCCACGCGACUGGCAGCGUCGGCGUCAUGACCUACGACCUCUUCGAGAGGUCUCAGAAGGACUUCAUUGAGACGGUGGCCAUCAUGUUCUCCGUGCCGUGGGACUACAACUUUUACAAGAACUGGUACGCCGUGGGCAUCUACAAGAAGGGCGUCAAGUGCAACGAAGACCUGUUCAAUCAGAUGUACAACGAGAAAAAGCAAUGCGAGCACGGCUUCAGGCGCGAGGAGGCCACCGGCACGGGGAUCAACUACGUUGGUAACUACCUAGAUGUCAAAGCCACCAUGGGCCCGAUGGGCAAAGCCAUCAUGAAAGUGGAAUUGUGGGAUAAGCUCUUCGCAUACUAGCACGCUUUAACAGAUGUAUUGUGUCUGAUGUGUGCCUCUUCCCCUUCAAUAAAUCAGCUUAAGAUCACAGUUUAGUGUGUUUAUACAUCCAGGCGGCAAUCCUGCCUUCCUUUAAAAGUUGAAGCCUCGUUCAACAGUGACAUCUUUAGAAAUGGAAAUGAAAGAACGGCUCACCGGUAAAACGAGGGCAGAUUGCUUAAUAAAAGCCUGUGUGUGUUUACCUUGACACUGAAGCGACGUGAGCAAAAUACUUUUUUUUUUUCCGUCAAAGCAGUUUGUCUGUUGAUUGAGUCGAUGCUGGGAAAACGCCGGAAAAUCUGAUUAAAAUUCAUGAAUGCAAAGUGGCCUGUUUGAUGGCGACGAACAUGUGUGUUUUGCGGCUUCUGAAGGGAGCUUGUUCAUACACACACAGACAUAUGUACACAAUGAAAAAGCCAACAUACCUGCACAAUACACGCCAAAUCAGGAUGUUCUCACGAAUACUUUGCCAGAAGUUGUGCAAAAAGUUCAUCGCUACGGUAUGCUCAAGUAUCGUAUUGGCCCGAAUAUAAGACGGUGUUUUUUGUAUUGAAGUAAGACUGAAAAAGUGGGAGUCGUCUUAUAUUCGGGGUCUAGGGCUA
Messenger RNA from Corythoichthys intestinalis (scribbled pipefish), 1409 nucleotides. RefSeq names its product actinoporin-like protein (gene apnl). Gene Ontology annotation, molecular function: channel activity. The coding region runs from base 247 to 789 and encodes 180 amino acids. NCBI's taxonomy places the organism in Eukaryota, Metazoa, Chordata, Actinopteri, Syngnathiformes, Syngnathidae. Gene Ontology annotation, cellular component: pore complex. Gene Ontology annotation, biological process: cytolysis in another organism; pore complex assembly; monoatomic cation transport. The transcript is spliced from 3 exons. The record is from RefSeq and is a predicted model, not a curated record.